Lolium rigidum is the source of this 1586-nucleotide messenger RNA. RefSeq lists its product as uncharacterized. Lineage: Eukaryota; Viridiplantae; Streptophyta; Magnoliopsida; Poales; Poaceae. Bases 1 to 1224 code for a protein of 407 amino acids. The record is from RefSeq and is a predicted model, not a curated record. The transcript is spliced from 11 exons.
AUGGAUCAGGGUAUCGCCGGAGGAGAGAUGCACGAUCCGGCGAGCGGCGCCAGUGAUGAAGGAGGGGCAUGGACGGGACAGAAGAGGCCCAAGCACCAAUGCCCAUCUCCCACCAGGGAUUCCGGCGAGAUUGCCGGUGCCCGUAACGCUAGUACUGGCUCAUCAUCCUGUGACGUUCGCAUCGCCCCGGAUCAGCAAGAACCUUCCACCGAGAUCGCGCGUGCCAUUGACAUGUACACGGCCGCGCCACCGGAUGAGCUGGAGGAAAAUGACAUUAUCAGCGAUGAGGAGUUCCUUGGAUACCUCAAGGUUUUGGCCACCAGGCCUGCUCCUAUCACCAUCUCUGCGCGCAGUCUGGACAAGGAAGAGCAGCGCAAGCUCUAUGGGCGCCUCGCUCUCUACCGUGCCAGGGCUUCCAAGUUGGCCCGAGGAGUUUGCGUAGAAGAUCUGGACGAGGUGACACUGACAAAGGAGUACUCUCCGGAAAAUCUCAAGGCCUUGCUUGCUGACUAUGAGAAAGAUGACGCUGUCGAUUGGUACUUUGACCGUAACUACUCCUCGCUCGAUGACUUGGGCGACUACCAUCGCCUUGUCCUUAGAGAAGAUGGUAUAAGGUACUUCGAUUGGGUGACAUACCGCUCAUCGUUUACUAGCUAUGAAAUUGAUGAAGAGUAUGUUAAGCUCUUUGAAGAAAUAUCAAAGAAAAUCAAGUGGGUUAAACGUUACAUGGAAUGUCAACUAGCAUCUUCCGAGUGGAUAGAGAUGAACAAUAGAGGAUUCCGCCAAGCAGUGAGGAUCGCGGCAGGCUUUCCACGCAUGAGCCAUUUUUUUGCUCUAAUGGCCUUUAAGGAGCAUGUGUCGGAUGUGAUGUUUGAUUAUUGGCAGCGUGAAGACAUUGAUCGUCUCUUUUUUGAGAUUUGGAAGUGUAUGACUGAGAAAAAGAUUGAUUCCACAGCUGCUUUGGUCGAAGUCAAUCGACAAGAUAUCUUCCCUCGAUAUCGAAGAAAAAUCCAGUUUGCACUGGAUCGUAGUGACAUUUCUGAUCUGUUUUUAGAGUUUGAUACCUGCGUGGAAGGCAUCCCUGAUGACGCAGCCCAGGAUGGAGCACGUGAGCUGAUUACAUGGGCGGUUUGGAAUAAGCUUAAUAAACCGAAGAUGUGGCACCAGUAUAUUAUAAGGAAGAUGGAGAUUGCUAAACACAUAGGCUUGUAUCCACAAGCUUGACGUGUCUCGAAACCUAGGACACGGAUGGAUUUGACUAAUAACAGUGUAUUAUCCCUACAAGACAUGCAAGUAUUAUCCUGCAGGUCCUGCACACAUUAUCCUGCAGGGCCAAGCAAUGCACGAGUCGGACUACAAGUAUGACCGAACAGCACAGCGCUACCGACGAUCAGCUAUGUCCUUUCAAUUGACAUUGCCGGUGUGGAUGUGCAGCGUGGGCCGAUGCUAGGGAUCUUUUUGAGAAACGUUGAUAUAAGACGUCAGGUUACAUGGCAUUGCGUGUCUCCGCAUGGAGAGGAGACCGCGUGAAGUUUUUUCCUUCCACCUUGUGAAGAGUUCAGGAACAAUCAUCUUCAUCUUGGUGU